GAGGAAAUGCAGAAUAGGGCGCCGCAAUGACUCUUUUAGCACGAAAAUACAAUUUCUCUUACCAGGACCGUCCGAUCUCAUGACACGUCAUCAAUCCGCGUGAACCAGCGUUUCAACGGUUCAGAUCAAUGGUUGCAGAGCUACUGGUAGAGGGAACGAAGAAGCUCCUCUCUUCUCUCUCUCUCUCUCCCAAUCUCUCCCUCUCUCUCUCCUUGCUUGGUAUUCCAAUUUCUUCUAGUUUGUUUUCCCUGUAAAAUCCAAUUUUCUUUGGAAACUUUAGCUGAGUUGUGAAGAUGAAGGUUAUGGAUGAAGUAGUGGAGGAAAACGAAGUAAAGAAAUUGAAUGAAGAAGAAAACGAUGAGACAGAGGACAGCCUUGAAUAUGAGGAGGAAGAGGACGGUGAUGAUGAUGAAGAAGAGGACGAUGAUGAUGGGGAUGAAGAUGAUGAUGAUGACGACGACGACGAUGAGGACCAAGAGGAUGAUGAUGUGCAGGAGGUUGUACAGUCCUCCGGUGGUCCCCCUGUUCAGUCGGUAGACGACGACGACGAUGAGGACGACAACGAGGAUGAAGAUGACGAAGAAGGCGAUGGUGAUGACGAUGACGACGACGACGAUGGAGACGACGACGAUGACGAAGACGGAGAAGCUGAAGAGGAGGAUAUGGGUACCGAGUACCUUGUCCGGCCGGUGGGCCGUGCUGAGGACGAGGAAGAUGCCAGUGAUUUUGAACCAGAAGAGAAUGGAGAGGAUGAAGAAAUUGACGAGGAGGAUGAAGAUGAAGGUGAUGAUGGUGGGAAGAUUGAGGCACCACCAAAGAGAAAGAGGUCAGAUAAAGAUGAUUCUGAUGGCGAUGAUGGUGGAGAGGAUGAUGAGAGACCAUCCAAAAGAUAGGGCUUGACCCCUUUUUGGUAUGAGGAGUGACCAUUGAUAAAAUAGGUCAAUCUUUCUUGCUCUCUUUUAAUCUCAUCUCCUCUAUGUAGAAAAAGAAGGGUAGGAUGCUUCCUGAAUUCUAUUUUUUUUUUAAUUCCUGUUGCUGUAUUAUCAUGGUGCAGUAUAAUUAGGGCUAUAAGUUACAAAUUUUAUCUGCUAAUGCUUUAGUAAUUUGGGGGUAUGGAAAAGCUAUUGAAAAAAAGCUGGUUUAGGGUUUAUUGUAAGUUUCAGAACUCUUAGAUAAGUCUUUAUGUAGACUUUUGAUGUUCUCAUUUAAUAGGUUGGUUGCAGGCUUUGUAGGUAGAUUCCUUUGUGCUUCUAAUAUUUGGUUGGUUGGAUGUUUGGUGGUUGUUAUGGUUCCAUAUAAUGAGUCAUGGUAAUUAUUAUUAUUAUUAUUAAUAACUCUCUUAUUA
Ziziphus jujuba (common jujube) is the source of this 1345-nucleotide messenger RNA. RefSeq lists its product as uncharacterized. NCBI's taxonomy places the organism in Eukaryota, Viridiplantae, Streptophyta, Magnoliopsida, Rosales, Rhamnaceae. The transcript is spliced from 2 exons. The record is from RefSeq and is a predicted model, not a curated record. The coding region runs from base 294 to 893 and encodes 199 amino acids.